Molecule: messenger RNA, 1566 nt
Organism: Gastrolobium bilobum
Lineage: Eukaryota; Viridiplantae; Streptophyta; Magnoliopsida; Fabales; Fabaceae
Product: ribokinase
Exons: 5
Coding region: 27-1136 (369 amino acids)
Biological process (GO): D-ribose metabolic process
Molecular function (GO): ribokinase activity
Source: RefSeq, a predicted model, not a curated record
CUAGGAGAGAUCGAGGUAGAAGAAGGAUGAGCAAAACAGCGCUUUCACCAGCAAACCAUUGGCAACAACCCACAACGCAAUCACACAGUAGACACAGUGACAGGUUCAUCCCUACGAACCCAAUUCAAUUCCUUCCAUUCCACAAGGGAAGGCACAAGCAGAAUCACAAGCUUCCAAUUCUGUGUUUCUCAGCAAACCCAUCAUCACAACCACCGUUGGUGGUGGUUGGAUCCGCCAAUGCAGACAUCUACGUGGAGAUCGAGCGGUUGCCGAUGGAGGGUGAGACGGUGAUAGCCAAGACCGGCCAGACCCUCGCCGGUGGGAAGGGUGCCAACCAGGCUGUGUGUGGUGCCAAGCUUUCAUACCCAACCUACUUUGUGGGUCAAGUUGGGGAUGAUGCUAAUGGGAAGCUCAUAGUAGAUGCUCUUAAGAAUGGUGGGGUUUGUGUUGAUAGUGUCAAUGUUGUUGGGUCUGUUCCAUCUGGGCAUGCUGUGGUGAUGCUUCAGUCUGAUGGGCAGAACUCCAUCAUCGUUGUUGGAGGUACCAACAUGAGUUCUUGGCCUCACACUCUUCCUCAUGAGAAUUUGGAGCUUGUGAGCUCUGCUGGGAUCGUUUUGUUACAGAGGGAGAUACCUGACUCUGUCAAUGUUCAAGUAGCAAAGGCUGCAAAGAGUGCUGGUGUCCCAGUAAUAUUGGACGCCGGGGGCAUGGAUGCACCAAUUCCGCAAGAAUUACUGAAUUUUGUUGAUAUUCUGAGCCCUAAUGAAACUGAACUUGGUCGCCUUACAGGAAUGCCAACUGAAAGUUUUGAAGAAAUUACACAGGCUGCUAUAAAAUGCCAUAAAUUGGGAGUUAAGCAAGUUCUUGUGAAACUUGGGGCAAAAGGAUCUGCCCUUUUCGUAGAAGGAGAAGAACCAAUUCAGCAACCUGCCAUAUUUGCUAAAACAGUCAUUGAUUCAACUGGAGCUGGUGAUACUUUUACUGCUGCUUUUGCUGUGGCCUUAGUUGAGGGCAAGUCCAAAAAUGAAUGCCUCCGAUUUUCUGCUGCUGCAGCUUCUCUUUGUGUUCAAGUGAAGGGAGCCAUUCCCAGCAUGCCUGAUAGGAAAUCUGUUCAGGAUCUUCUUAAUUACUGUUGAGAAUACUUCAUAAGGUCAGGAACAGAGUAACUGUGUAUGGCGGAGGGAAUGACCCUUGAAAAUGGCAACAAGGAAAGCAAAACUUUUGUGAAGGAGCAUUUCUGCAAGAUGGACUCUUCAGCAUAAUAAUAUUUUGUCAAUGUAAUAAGAUUAGGCUAGACACUUGGGCUAAAUAACAAUUGUCAUAGGCUCAUAGCACUGAAUCGCCUAAUCCUAGCUGAUAGCAUACUAGCAUUGGGGUUUCUAUGCCCGGAGCAGUAACUCUUUUACUUUAGUUGUGUUUCUUUUGGGCCAUGGACCUCGUUUUGUACCCACACAAAAAAUUAUCAUAGUAGAAAUUACAGAAAAAGGUUGGUUUGUGGGGUUUAAAAUUGAUAUGCAUGCAACUAUGUUAAAGAGGAAACUCUUUUUGUAUCCUUUAUUUUCAUGA